AUGCCUCCAAAAAAGAAGCAAGGUCCAAAUCAAGUCCGAGAGAAACUUGUACAAAAGCCUGAAGAAACUCCGGCUGGAGAAGAUAAAUCGGUUGAUGAUUUGGCUGAUCGUCUUGCAAAAGAAUCGGAUUCGGAUGACGCUGAAGUGAUCAACGAACAGCCCACCGCCAACACUCCCCUCACAAAACCUGCACAGAAAAAGGCUGAAUCUGCGUUCGGGAAUGCUGAUGGAACUCCGCUUUCCGAUGCUGAGAGGGAGCUUCUUAAAGAAGAGCUUAAAAAGACGGAAGAUGAGAUCACGACGCUGAAGCAAGUGUUGCUCGCCCGGCAAAAGCAUUCGUCGGAGUUGAAAAGAAAACUUGGCUUGAAUCCAUUGACAGAGCUCACCCAGGACAUCAACAAAACGCUCAAGGGAGUUACUGAGACUGAUGCUUACAAAACGACAUCCGAAGUGGCCGGAGCUGCUGCUGAUUCGGUGAAAAACAAGUGGAAUGAUAUGAGAAACUCAAAUCUCUUCAAGUCAUUCGAGAGCAAGCUUGGAACUGCCUACACUAGUGCUAAAAUAGCGGCUUCGACUUCGAUCGAUCAUCUCUCUGGAGCCGCACGGGGAUCACAGGCCACAACCCCAGCCACCGAGGAGGCCAAGUCACCAAUGCAC
Messenger RNA from Mesorhabditis belari, 657 nucleotides. The record is from the annotation of a GenBank genome assembly. Lineage: Eukaryota; Metazoa; Nematoda; Chromadorea; Rhabditida; Rhabditidae.